Molecule: messenger RNA, 1334 nt
Organism: Scatophagus argus
Lineage: Eukaryota; Metazoa; Chordata; Actinopteri; Scatophagidae
Gene: sp8a
Product: sp8 transcription factor a
Biological process (GO): regulation of transcription by RNA polymerase II
Molecular function (GO): DNA-binding transcription factor activity, RNA polymerase II-specific; RNA polymerase II cis-regulatory region sequence-specific DNA binding
Source: RefSeq, a predicted model, not a curated record
UCAUAACACUGCGAGCACACAAACACACACACACGCACACACAGUCAGCUGAAGGCAUCACAGCACAGACCAUGGCUGCUACACUGCUAGGGGAGGAGCCCCGUCUCGGCAGCACACCGCUGGCCAUGCUGGCUGCCACCUGCAGCAGGAUCGGUGACCCCAGCUCCUCGUGCUCCCCUGCUCUGUCUGAUGGAGCACCGGGACUUGUCAAGGGCUUCCACCCGUGGAGGGGAGGCGCCCCGGGCACCAACAGCCUGAGUACAUGCCUCACCUCGCUUGGUGUUCCCUCUAGUAACUGCAGGAGUACCGGGACUGGAUUGACGGAGGCCUCCAGCGCAUUCUCGGUGACCACUGCCAACUCUCCUUUCGGAAAUGAUUAUUCAAUGUACCAGAGCGCCGUGCCAUCAGAAAACAGUGUUCCAGAUCCCGCGCACACACAGCGGUCUGUGUUUCUGACCAAAUUCCCCUCCUCAGUGGACGGCAUAGCUGGGAUAUAUCCGAGGAUGCACGCACAUCCAUAUGAGUCUUGGUUCAAGCCCAUGGGAGAUGUCAGUAACGGGUCCACUCCUUGGUGGGACAUCGGAGCCAGCUGGAUGGACACACAGAGCCCGGCGGGGCUACCCUCACCUCUGAGCGGCUACAGCACUGACUACAACUCCGCUUUCAGUGCCGGUGCUUCUCAGCACCUUGUCCCUGCCGCACAACACCUGUUUGACGGCUUCAGGCCUCCUGUUCCGGCACCAUAUACAGAGUCUACGACGACCGCAACGCCUACGCUCACAGGAAAUCCCGUCGUCUCGCUGCCCGCAUCUUCCCGCUCCUCAUCGCGGCGCUACUCCGGCAGAGCCACCUGCGACUGUCCGAACUGCCAGGAGGCGGAGAGCCUGGGCCAGGGGGGCACGAGCGGGGAGAAACGAUUCGAAUGCUCCGUUUGCCAUAAGCGUUUCAUGCGCUCCGACCACCUCAGCAAGCACACGAGGACGCACAACGCGGAUGGCUCGGAGGAGGGCGGAGAAGCGGGACUCGUUAAAGGGAGCAGCGACACGGAUAACAGCCUGUCCGGUAGCCCGAGGCAGUCUCCGGGUCUACACAUGCGUGAGGCUGUCCAAAGCAUCAAGGGACAGAGUGCGGUGGAAUAAUUUACAAAGUUUACACACAUAAAGCAACACGUGGGCAUUUUGAUUACACUGAACCACCAUGUAUAUAGAGCGCGUUUUCUUGGACACUUAAAACGGAAAUGGCACUUUAUGAUGAACUUCAGCUGUGGAUGAACACUGUGUCCUUACCUCACGUUAUUUGUAGCCUUCUCUCAAAUAAAUUUUUACUCUACAGUU